Molecule: messenger RNA, 966 nt
Organism: Dioscorea cayenensis subsp. rotundata (Guinea yam)
Lineage: Eukaryota; Viridiplantae; Streptophyta; Magnoliopsida; Dioscoreales; Dioscoreaceae
Product: pentatricopeptide repeat-containing protein At1g12775, mitochondrial-like
Exons: 4
Coding region: 1-966 (321 amino acids)
Molecular function (GO): protein binding
Source: RefSeq, a predicted model, not a curated record
AUGAGGAAUUUUGGCUGCUCCCCAAACACUGUGACCUAUAACGUGUUGAUUGAAGGACUCUGCAAGGUAGGAUAUUUCAGUGAUGUUGAGAAAAUAUUGGAGGAGAGUACGAGCAUGGGAUGGAAACCAGACGUGAUCACUUACAGCAUUUAUAUGAAUGGUCUUUGUAAGAAUGGUGAUGCAGAUAAAGCAUUUGAACAAUUGGAAGCAAUGCUAGAGAAGGGAUUAAAUCCAAAUUCUGUGACUUUGAACAUCCUUCUUGAUUGCCUUUGCCAUUGCUCCAAGGUUUGGGAGGCUGAGCUCCUGUUGGGGAGAAGCCUUGAGUUGGAGUGGGAUGUCAAUGUUGUGAAUUACAACACAGUUAUGAGUGGCCUUUGUAAGAGCGAGAAGUCAUCCGCGGUGCUUAAACUCCUAGGUGACAUGAUGAAGAAGGGCAUUGACCCAAACAUCUGGACCUUUACCAUUGUGAUACAUAGCUUAUGCAGAGCUGGGAAGAUCUGGGAAGCAAAAUUUGUAAUUGAAAGGAGAGUGUUUGUUGCUAAUGUUGUUACAUAUACCAUUCUGAUGCAAUACUUUUGCUGGGAAGGCAAUUUGGGUGAAGUUCAGCUUUUGUUUGCUAAGAUGCAAGUUGAGGGAAUUCAACCAAAUGCUGUAACCUACAAUGUUAUGGUUGAUUGUUUCUGCAGACAAGGGAAAUAUUCAGAUGCUAUAGUUUACUUUGUGAAGGGAUGGGUUCUGGAUUUUUGCAUUUUCCAUUCAUUGAUCAAGGCAUUAUGUAGGAAAGGUUACUGUCUAGGCAUGGAAAUACAUGUGCUCUUCCAUUUGAUUGUUGCCAGAUUGUCUAAUUCACAGUCCCCUCUCCGGCAGUGUUUUUACACUGUCUCCUCUGGUGGGGAAGUGAAGAAGGAGCUUUGCCGGGCAACCAAUCCAAGAUCAUCUAAGGCUGAUGAGAGCUUUGUAAAAUGA